This is a messenger RNA of Nicotiana tabacum (common tobacco), 1821 nucleotides long. RefSeq names its product acyl-coenzyme A thioesterase 2, chloroplastic. Gene Ontology annotation, molecular function: fatty acyl-CoA hydrolase activity. Gene Ontology annotation, biological process: acyl-CoA metabolic process. Lineage: Eukaryota; Viridiplantae; Streptophyta; Magnoliopsida; Solanales; Solanaceae. The record is from RefSeq and is a predicted model, not a curated record.
UAUUUAAGCUUAGUAAUCUCGAAACCCACAAUUCCCUAAACUAAGAUUAAUUUCCUCCAAUUUAUAAGCUUCUAUCAUCUUCCUAAUUGGUUUUUAUUUUCUUUUACUAGAUGAAACCUCCAACAAAACCAGUUUGUCACCAUUUCUUCAAACCGUCAUCUCUUAAUUUUCAUUUCAACUUUCUCAAGUAUGAAGAAAAUGCUUCACUCUAUACACUCAUUUCUUAUUUUUCCACUUCACAAUCAUACAACUCCGAAACGAAGAAUUUCGUUAAGGAGUUGAAUGGCGAUAUUACUUCAUGUCCAAACUUACUCCGAAAGAAAAAAUCUAAGUUUGCUCACUUUCUUGGUUCAUCUAACGACAAUUACUUAAAUACGUUCGUAUCACCAGAAAAGCAAUUAACAGGUCGUAAUGCGAAUACCAAUAGCAAUAUUUCAGCUGAACCACCAGUUGAAGGCUCAACUGGUUCAUCGAUUCGAGAACCAAAUAGUUUAUUGUUGUUUAUGCAUCAUUCGCCUGUGAAAAACGCAAUGUGGGAAGCGAGAUCGAGUAUUUUUGGAAGGCCAUCAAUAUCUGCAGUUGCUCAGUCUCUUCAAAAUGAUUUGAUUGCUAAAACACCGUUGAGGAGUAGGACUAGUGUUUUAUUCAAAUUUUCUUCUGAUUAUGAACUUCGGGAGCGAUAUAGAAAUCCCAGGAAUGAGAUUAGGAUUGGAAAAUUGGUAGAAGACCUGGAUGCUUUGGCCGCAACCAUUUCCUAUAAGCAUUGUUCCUCUAAUGAUGGAAGCGCUAGGUCCAUAAAACUGGUGACUGCAUCUAUGGAGAAGAUGAUUCUGAAAAGAUCUAUUCGUAUUGACACUGAUCUCACUAUAGAAGGGGCUGUUAUAUGGGUUGGAUCUUCAUCUUUGGAAAUUCAACUUGAAGUGAUACAAUCUACACCAGAUCAUUUUCCUGCAGAAACAUGCAAUACCACAGAGUCAGUUGCUCUUACAGCAAACUUCACAUUUGUGGCCAGAGACCCUAUGACUGGAAAAUCAGCUCGAAUCAACGCGAUUUUACCUGAAACUGAAAAAGAAAAACUUCUUUGGAAAGAAGCAGAGGAGAGAAACAAAAUGAGAAAGGAGAAAAGAGAACAACAGAAGAUGGACACAAAUGGAGACAAUGGAAAUAGGCUGAUAAAUAAAUUGUUGGCUGAAGCUUUGUUAGAUAGAGACAGCAUUCUAAUAAAGGAAACUUGUCUUCAAAAUUCUUUGAUUUGCCAACCUGAGCAAAGAAACAUUCAUGGUCAAAUAUUUGGAGGUUUCCUAAUGAGGAAAGCUUUUGAAUUGGCUUAUGCAACAGCUUAUUCAUUUGCUGGAAGUACACCUUGCUUUGUGGAAGUUGACUGUGUUGAUUUCUUGAAACCUGUAGAUGUUGGAGAUUUCCUCCAGCUCAAAUCAUGUGUUUUGUAUACAGAACUCGAAAAUUCAUCUUGGCCUCUGAUUAAUGUGGAAGUGGUAGCUCAUGUUACACAGCCGGAACAUCUUUCCAGUGAGGUUUCGAACAAUUUCUACUUCACCUUCACCGUUUGCUCGGAUUCACUAAAAAAUGGUUUAAAAAUUAGGAAUGUUGUCCCUGGUACAGAGGAGGAAGCACGGCUUGUUAUCGAACAUAUUGAUGUUAACAAGCAGAAGAGAUUGAAGGAAUGCGUGUAAACAACUGUUUUGCGCCUAAAAGAUUUUAUACACAUAUACUUUACAAUACAAAUGUACAUUUAUUCGUUAUGGGACUUUAUUACAUUCUGUACACACACAAAAAUUCAAGUGAAUUUCUAACACUCUCUUA